Messenger RNA from Conger conger (European conger), 3079 nucleotides. It is a transcript of the gene wdr36, whose product is annotated as WD repeat domain 36. Bases 192 to 2876 code for a protein of 894 amino acids. NCBI's taxonomy places the organism in Eukaryota, Metazoa, Chordata, Actinopteri, Anguilliformes, Congridae. The record is from RefSeq and is a predicted model, not a curated record. Gene Ontology annotation, biological process: rRNA processing. The transcript is spliced from 23 exons. Gene Ontology annotation, cellular component: Pwp2p-containing subcomplex of 90S preribosome; small-subunit processome. Gene Ontology annotation, molecular function: protein binding.
AAUGCUGAUCUAGAAUCAGCUACAAAGGAGGAAAACUGCGUACGGAGACGAAUCGACAGGAAGAAAUACGACUCGUGCAGUUAGUCCAGCUAGCGAAAUUAUUAUCUUUAUAAAUCGUAACGAUUUAACAAUUAACAAUUUGAAAAGUGUUCUAGCUACGUAUCUAAUUUGCACAGAAAUAUACACAGACAAUGUCUGGAGGUAGUAAGAAAGGUAGUGUUAUUUUUUCUGGAUUCAGGGCUCUUGGACUUUAUUCUAACCAUCUUUCACACGUGGUACGAUACCAUAAGAAACAUCAGGAGUUCUACGUUGUAACAGCAGUGGGGAAAUGCUUCCAUACAUAUAAUGUCAAGAAGCUUGGGAUCGUGGCUGUCAGCAAUGCACUUCCUGAAGACAUUGCUUACUUGGCUGCAGAUCGAAUGUUGGUCUUUGUUGCACAUGGAGCUAGAGUAACUGCAUUUGCCAAGAAUAAAGAGGUUGUGCACACUUACACUGGUCAUGGAGCAGACGUUCAUCUGUUGCUGCCAUUUGGGGAUCACGUGAUCUCGGUGGACCGGGACAACACUGUCAUCAUUUGGGAUGUUGACUCUGAAGAGGAAUACUUGCAGAUAACAUUUGACAAAGCAACAUUUGAAGUGUCUGCCAUAAUGCACCCAAGCACCUACCUCAACAAAAUCCUACUGGGCAGCAUCCAAGGAGGGCUUCAGCUGUGGAACAUCAAGUCAGACAAACUCUUAUACAGCUUCAAUGGAUGGGGUUCUGGUGUAACUGUACUGCAACAGACCCCGGCUGUGGAUGUGGUGGGUGUGGGAUUAACAUCCGGUCAGAUCGUCAUACACAAUAUAAAGUAUGAUGAGUCACUGAUGAAAUUCCAGCAAGAUUGGGGGCCUGUCACCGCUAUAUCCUUCCGAACAGAUGGACAUCCAGUUAUGGCUGCUGGCAGCCCUCUUGGUCACAUUGGACUGUGGGACCUUGAAGACAAGAAGCUGAUUGUUCAGAUGAGAGAUGCCCACAGCACAGCCAUUGCUGGCCUGUCUUUCCUACAUGCAGAGCCUCUACUCAUCACCAAUGGGGCUGACAAUGCCAUUCGGGUGUGGAUAUUUGAUGCUCCAGGCGGUGAUGGGCGCUUACUUCGGUGCCGAAUGGGACAUAGUGCCCCACCCACAAAAAUCCAACACCACGGACAGAACGGACAGCAUAUUCUCAGUGCGGGCCAAGAUGGUACACUGCAGUCUUUUUCCACUGUUCAUGAGAGGUUCAAUAAGAGUCUGGGGCAUGGUUCUAUAAACAAGAAGAAGUCCAAAAAGAAGGGCUUGAAGUACGAUGCAUUGAAACUUCCUGCUAUCACCACCUUUGCAUCAGAAACUGCCCGUCAGAGUGACUGGGAUGGCAUCAUUGCCUGUCACCGUGGUUAUGUCACGGCCACCACCUGGAACUAUCAGAAGACUUCCAUGGGGGCCCACAAGCUGGAGCCAGAACGAUUCGGAAAGAACCGUGCACUCAAUGUCCACGCCACGGCUGUGGAUAUCUCAUCGUGUGGGAAUUUUGUGGUGAUUGCACUCUCAUCUGGACACAUUGAUGUGUACAACAUGCAGUCUGGCUUCCACAGAGGUCACUAUGGUCUGGACAAAGCUCACGAUGGGCCAGUACGUGGCGUAGCUGUGGACGGGCUCAACCAGCUGACUAUUAGCGUUGGUGCAGACAAGCUGCUGAAGGUGUGGAAGUUUAAAUCCAAGGAGCUGGUUCACACAGCUGUGCUGAGCGCCUCCCCCGCAGCCAGCCUCUUACACCGGGACAGUGGUAUGCUGGCCAUCUCUUUGGAUGACUUUACAAUCAACAUCUUGGACAUGGAGACCAGGAGGGUUGUUCGAAAGUUCUGUGGUCAUCGGGGCCAGGUCAACGCCAUGACUUUCAGCCCUGAUGGUCGCUGGCUGAUAACUGCCGCUAUGGACUGUACCAUUAGGACUUGGGACCUCCCCACAGGCUGCCUGGUGGACUGCUUCUUGGUAGAUUCUUCGGUCAUCAGUGUCUCGAUGUCCCCCACAGGGGAUUUUCUCGCUUCUGCUCAUGUGGAUAGUCUGGGGAUAUACUUAUGGUCCAACAACACCCUGUGCUCCAUGGUCUCCCUCCGGCCCCUGCCUUCUGACUAUGAGCCCUCAGUGGUCACACUGCCAGGUUCCUGCCCUGUAGAAGACGAGGACGGUGAGGAGGAGGACACACCCAGUGAAGAGAUGAUCGAGUACGUAUCUCCAGAGCAGCUCGAUGAACGUUUGGUCACACUGUCUCUACUGCCCGACUCCAGAUGGAAGAACCUGCUCCACCUGGACAUCAUAAAGAAACGGAAUAAGCCGAAGGAGCCCCCCAAAGUGGCCAAGGCAGCCCCCUUUUUCAUCCCCACAGUGGCUGGUCUGGUCCCACAGUUUGCCGCAUCCGAGGGAAACAGUGCAGAAGACCAGUCUAAAGUGGUGAAUUUUGGAGUGCUGGCACAAAAAUCCAGUUUCUAUGUCAAGCUUGAGGAGGCUUGGAUCAGCAACAGCUACGCGUCCCCCGUGCAGCUACUGAAGGAGAUGGGGCCCUCGGCCAUCGACACAGAGCUGCGGGGCCUGGCCCCUGAUGUGGGCGGGCCUGUGGAAGUAAUGCAGAGCUUCCUGAGGAUGGUGGGCAGCAUGCUGGACUCUAAGCGGGACUUCGACCUGGCUCAGGCCUACCUGGCUCUCUUCCUCAAGCUGCACCUGCGGAUAAUCUCACAGGAACCAGAGCUGAUGGAAGAGGCACAGAAAGUGUCUGAGAAGCUAAAGGAAACAUGGACCAACAUGCAGACGCUGUUCAACCAGAGCUUGUGCUUGCUGGCGUACACAAAAAGUGCAUUGUUAUGAUAUAUUCUUGUUCAUGUACUGUGUUAAAAUCAAAUAAGUGCGCUAUGAUAAGCAGACCAGACCCCCAGAUUGUAUGGUUUUACAUUAUAUUUUUGUUUGUACACACAAAGCUAAUACUUUGAAUAAUGAACAAUUGUGGCCAGGCUGUGGUUGAUGACAUACUGCAUAUAUGGGAUUUUGGGAUUAAACUUUUCGAGAUUGUU